UUGUACGCAUUUAUCACCCAUUUCACUUCCUCUCUCUCUCCCUUCCCUUUCUCCUUCUCCUCCACUUCCUCCUCUCUCUCUCUCUCUCUUUCUCUUUCUUCUUUCUGUUUCCUGCUAAAAACGAUAAAACAUGGCUCCUAACAAAUGGGGUUUGUCUCUCUGCUUCUGCUUCUGCUUCUGUAGGGCUUGAAGCUGCUUUUUAUCUGCUACAGCUGCUGUUACGUGAUCCCUUCAUCUUCAAUCUUCUACUGCUUGUUUCAGCUCUCUCUUUUAUCAGAAUCUUUUAGUUCUUGACUGUGGCCAAGGAUUUAAUUUGAACCAUCGAGAUUAGCCCAUAAAAUCCACAGUUCAGAUACUUUUUUUGUGGGGCUUUAAUGGCGGUGAAAACUCUGUAUUUCAAAGAACAUGAAGGGAUUAUCCAUAAUCCAAUUGGGCAGCUGUCGUCGGUGCCAUCAGUGCCUUGGUGGAGUACUUUUGGAUCUCAAUCUGCUUGUGGUGAAUCCUUUGGGAUACUCAAGCCUUCUUCAAUGGAACAACAACCAUCAACUGGUGGACUCACUGCCAUGAAGCAAGCUAGUCGCGGCACUGAGCAAGGGCUGGACAAAGGGAACACCACUCAGUUCCCUAUCUUUCCUGGUGACUGCAAAACUUCAGGUUAUGGGCAAAAGUCUCCUCAGAGAGCCAUCUCUCUGCAAACAGCUUUGCCAGAAUAUCGUGCUCAUAUUGACCUGGGAUUCGGUCAGCCAAUGAUCUAUGCAAAAUAUCCUCAUGCAGAUCAAUGUUACGGAGUAUUCUCAACUUAUGGACCUCAAAUAUCGGGGCGAAUCAUGCUGCCAAUGAACAUGACAACAGAUGAUGGACCAAUAUUUGUGAAUCCUAAGCAGUACCAUGGAAUAAUCAGGCGUCGAAAGACCCGUGCAAAGGCUGUAUUGCUGGAGAGUAAGACAACAAAAAAACGUAAGCCAUACAUGCACCUCUCUCGCCAUCUUCAUGCUAUGCGACGACCAAGGGGAAUUGGCGGCCGUUUCUUGAACACAAAGACUUCCAAUGAUGCAAUAAACGAAACCGAGGCAAACAAAGCUGGCGGUGGUCAAAUAUAUCAGCGAACUGGUUCUCAGAGUUCUGAAGUCUUACAAUCUGACAGUGGAACUUUGAACUCAUCAAAAGAAGCAAGUGGUGGUGGAUCAAAUCUUUCAGGAUCUGAAGUGACGAGUAUGUACACCAGGAGAAAUCUUGAUCACUUUGCAAUCAAUCACCUGGCAUCACAAGUACAAGCUUUCUCAGUGAUGAUGGACGGUGGGCAUGGCAUUAUUAUGUCCAACAAGUGGGUUGCAGCAGCAGAUAACUGCUGCAACCUGAAAGUUUAAUGGCAAAGGGGUGGAUUGGGCUGAGUCCCAAAUUCCAUCCCCUAAGCAUCCAAAUGAAAAGGUCUGUUUUGUUGGCAGAGCUUUGUGUGGAGAUUGACUCCUACAUUUGGUUGCUGGGCAAAUCAUUCUUGGCUCAUAUGCAUUAAGCUCAUCUCUAUCAUUCCAUGAAAUUCUGAAUUCACUGGAUGACCAGAGAUGAAUACCUUAAUGUGUACUUAUAAAAAAAAUUAAGGAUUAGGACUAGAAAAUAAAGUGGGUCCAUCCUCAUCCCUCUUGUAAUAAUUAUGUGAAAGUCUGGUUGUGUGGCUGUGAUCUUACAUUAUGUUGAAGCAUGAUCUGUCUGGCUUGUAUUAUCACCUAUAUUUCUGUAAUCACCAUGUGUUGUCCAAUGUUUGUUUGUGUUA
Manihot esculenta (cassava) is the source of this 1771-nucleotide messenger RNA. RefSeq names its product nuclear transcription factor Y subunit A-10. Gene Ontology annotation, molecular function: RNA polymerase II cis-regulatory region sequence-specific DNA binding; DNA-binding transcription factor activity, RNA polymerase II-specific. The record is from RefSeq and is a predicted model, not a curated record. Gene Ontology annotation, biological process: regulation of transcription by RNA polymerase II. The transcript has 6 exons. NCBI's taxonomy places the organism in Eukaryota, Viridiplantae, Streptophyta, Magnoliopsida, Malpighiales, Euphorbiaceae. The coding region runs from base 375 to 1367 and encodes 330 amino acids.